CGUAACGCCGCGACGCCGCGCCAACCUGACAUUUUUUUUUAUUAAAAACAACCGAUGAUCGGAUGGAGGCCGACACAUCGGUUCGACCCGUGCAAAUCCAUCACACUUUACGAGUCAAUGGCGAGGACGUCUGACUAUAUUUAAUCGUAUCCAUCGUCAUGUUUCAAAGAGAAAAACACAAAGCGACGUCAAUUCGACGUGCGAUACGGUUUUUUGAAAAAAAUUUGAGAUGCUACAUUUUGGCACACGUUCAUCCGCAUUACAUUCAUACGCAGGUGACGCUUUAGUCAUUGCGUCAGUUUGUGUCCAGUUUGACGCAACAAGAAUUAUUAUUCGUAAUUUAUCGUUGUUAUUUCUAACCUCGCCGCUUCCACGAAACAUACUCCCCGUGUACUACUACUACUUUGUACUACCCCGUGUGCUACUCAUUACUACUGAACCUUGCACCCGAAAUCUGAAGAUCUCAAUCGUGUGAAUGUCUCGAUCAACCAUACGAGCAGCGUGAAACGGUUGCGGGCGAGGAUAAAAACGAAAGCCUAUCAUUGUUUACGUUGUGGCGCGAAAACAGCUACCUUCAUAUUUUGGGCCACAUUGUACAUGAUAGUCAUGAAAAUGACAAUUUUCAAGAGCAACACCACAACUGCACCGGUGAAGGAUUGGGCGAUACCACCUGAUAAUUACACCAAAUGGAUGUUUCAGGGUCCAGUUAUAGGCGAUGACGAGCCUGAGACGGAUUCGAAUCAGAACCAAUGGUUGGAGCCAGACAACAUAACGGUCCAAGAACUAGAGCAACGCGUAAUUAGAGUACAGAAUGUUUGUCGUAAGCGACACCUGCCUUCAGAUACAAUAAAUAACAAGGAAUUCUUUGUAGAUCACCUGCAUAAUCUCGUGUGGUGUAAUGUUUUUAAAGCUGCCAGUUCCUCUUGGUUAUACAAAUUCAACAUUCUAGGCGGUUACGAUAGGAAAUUUUUGGGAAGAACAAGGCAAACGCCUCUGAUGCUGGCAAGAAAAAAGUUUCCACGUCCAAAUGCCGAAGAAUUGAAGGACUCUAUAAACACGCCCGGCGUAAUUUCUUUAAUGAUAGUUCGCGAGCCAUUCGUUCGUCUCCUGUCAGCGUAUCGGGAUAAAUUAGAGAACAUAACUCCGCCAUAUUACAGAAAACUAGCGAGGGCCAUCGUGGCCAGGCACAGGGAAGAUGCAACAAAAAUCCUUGGACCAAUAAAAAGUUUCGGACCUACGUUUUACGAAUUCGUAGCUUAUUUGAUACAUAAACAUAAGGAAAAAGAUGAAAAAUUUACUUUUGAUGAGCACUGGGCGCCGUAUUAUCAGUUUUGCUCUCCGUGCGCAGUUAAUUUUACAGUAAUCGGUAAAGUGGAAACUCUUAAAAGGGACUCUGCGUAUGUGAUACAACAACUAGGUCUCGGACAUUUGUUAGGUCGAACCACAGGGGAUAAGCGGACGAGACUUCGUACAGUAAUGAACAAAUCAAGAGACGGAAAGAACACGACAUCUAUAUUGAAAUAUUACUUUAGUCAACUAAAUGAAAAUUUGCUUAAAGAUCUCUUGAAUAUUUACGGUAUAGAUUUCGAAAUGUUUGGAUAUGAUCCAAAUGUGUAUCAAAGUUUCGUUAGAAAAUAAAUAUUGAUGUUUAAAACUAAA
Molecule: messenger RNA, 1659 nt
Organism: Bombyx mori (domestic silkworm)
Lineage: Eukaryota; Metazoa; Arthropoda; Insecta; Lepidoptera; Bombycidae
Product: carbohydrate sulfotransferase 11
Exons: 5
Coding region: 598-1638 (346 amino acids)
Biological process (GO): carbohydrate biosynthetic process
Cellular component (GO): membrane
Molecular function (GO): sulfotransferase activity
Source: RefSeq, a predicted model, not a curated record